CAGCUUAAAAUACCAACACAGGUACAAGUUAUUUUAUGAUAUCAGAAAUAUCCUGACAAAAAUCACUUAAAGAACUUAAAUUUGUGAAAAGUGUAUUUUAAAAGAAAAAUCACAAAGAAAGAUCAGCUCAGAACAAAUGCAAACUAGGCUGUAAAUAAAUUUAGAAAACACAUUUACAAAAUAAGUAGGAAAGAAAGAAAAUGUGUCUAAGUCUUGUUCAGACAGAUGGGAGGUCUGAGGACCUGUCAGAAACCACGUGGCCCUCAUCUGAUCUGGCAGCUCGUCCUUGUUUGUCCUCAGCUGCCUCAGAGCGCCACUUCUCCCCAGGCUCACCAGAAGAAACAUCGCCACACAAAAUGCUUUUCCUCCCAGCUGCUGCUCUGUGCUGCCUGUGUUCAGCGCUGGUCGCCAUGGCAGCAGAGCUGGUUCAGGACCAGUUAUCAGUGACCAGGAGAGAAAAUGAAAAAGUCAAGAAACGAAUUGACCAGUGUGAUGACGACUGGAUAUACUGGUACCAGAAGAAAGACACAGAAACAUUCAGAGUGAUUCUGUACAUUAGUAGUGGUGGAACUAUAUAUAAAGGUUACAAUCAUCCUCAGAAAGAUGAUUUCACACCUAUAAGAACACAGAACAGCUGUGAGCUGCACAUAGAGAAAGUUAAGUUCUCUCAUGCAGCCACCUACUACUGCGCCUGUGAAGUCUGGCUCCCACAGAGAGACAUGAUCCCUGCAGCCUACAUGAAACCGGUUCAUAACUUAGCUGGUUCACCUCAGAGGACGAUGGAUUUUGCAUCACGCUCUGGCACUGUGGGAGGACAUGAGUACCUCAUCUUUGGCUCUGGAACUAAACUGUUUGUAACAGGUGAGCAGGUGGUGAAGCCCAUGGUGAGCGUGUACCCAGCAGCAUCUGGAGCCCAGCUGGAGGGGAACAGCUCCCUGCUGUGUGUGGCCUCAGCCAUGUUUCCUCCUCUGGUCCAGUUCUCCUGGAAAAGGCAGAAGGAGAACGGUGCUCGGGAGGAGCUGCCGUCUGCUGAGGGAGAGCAGCUGGAGCUCAGAGAGUCGGGACGCGCCGCCACCAUCUUGCUGGUUAAUCGGGACGCUCUCCACACAUAUAAACGGGCUCCCCUGGAGCCUGUCCCGGCUCAGUUCCAGGUGAAGCAGCUCUGUCUGCUGUACACGGUGCUGACAGUGAAGAGUCUGGUGUAUUGCUGUGGACUGGUUCUGCUGAUGAGCUUCAGAAACAAGGGACCGACCAGCAGCUGUGCACAUGCUGACUGA
This is a messenger RNA of Monopterus albus (swamp eel), 1277 nucleotides long. RefSeq lists its product as uncharacterized. The record is from RefSeq and is a predicted model, not a curated record. Lineage: Eukaryota; Metazoa; Chordata; Actinopteri; Synbranchiformes; Synbranchidae.